AUGAGAUCGCGAUACGCGGGCGCGACCGAGACUUUCGCCGACUCCGCGUAUCGGGAAAAGGAGCAGGCGUUUCUCGAUGCGAACGACAUCACAAAAGGACGUUAUUUCAACGAAGCCACGCUCCCAGCACUACGCAGCUAUGCGGUUCCCCCAGUGCGAGAGACGAAAGUAGCUUCCUUACCUGUACCCGCAACAACCCCAGCGAGCCCCAAUGUUGCUCCGGCUCCGGCGCUGCCGCAAGCAGAGGCUCGCGCGUCCGAGGUGGCUUCACAAGGAGCUUUGGAUGCUGAGACGCAGAGAGUCACAGCGCCGCAUCCAGUAGAGAAACACCCAUCUUACUCUGGCCCUCAACCAUCCGAUAGCAGAGCCGCACCUCAACUAGCUCCUGGGACAACUGAAAUAUCGCAGAAGGCUGAUGGACCAGCUCCAGAAGUAAGACAUGCUGCUCAGAACCUGCAACAAGGACAGAAGGCAACCUCCUCUUUGCCAGAUACUCCUCGCAGCUCCCAGGACCCUAGCGAUGCUACAGUUCGGGCCGAUCAAAAAGACGCAACAAAAGCGAUUCCAUCCGCUCAGCCAGCCAUAUCAACACCGAAACCCCAACAUGAUCUUCCCGCAUCUCCCCUUCCAGGUCGCCCUGUGCAUGUUACCGACCAGCCCCUAUCCCCCGUCUCAUCUGCUGGGCCGUAUUCGAAUAACACCCCCGCUCCAACUGCUGCAUCCCCGGCCACAAGCACUACUGAAGACGUCUCAGCUGAGAAACUUCCAACACCUAAACGAAUAGCAGCUACUCAAGAACGAUCAAGCUUUGUUCCGACAACACCAGAUGAACAGCUUCGCUUCGAAGAGGCGCAGUCUCUCCAACAAAAUGCUCUCCUGGUCAGUCAGGUCAAAGACGGUGCUGGCACCGGGCCCUUGACAAAUCAGGUUAUUUCCGAGGACCUCCCGUCGACUUCAACCACAGCAAACGUGGCAGAAGGUGCUUCAGAACAAGUGUCCAAAGAUUUGCUACCGGAAUCCAAAAUGCCGGAAUCAACCCCUGCUGCUAUAGUAGAGUCCAAAUCUCAACCACAGUCACCACUGGGUCAAGCGUCAAGUCAGGCUGAGACCGUCGUCAAGGAUGUAGCGCCAGGUACGCAACUUACAAAGAAAACAAGUUCAUCCCCUCAUCCGGGACCGCCACCAGAGAGAAUGACAACUAGAGUAUCGUCCGGGGCGAUUCGGCACAAGUCUGUAUCCGAGAUUUUAGGCGAAGCACCAAAGACACCUGUUUCGCCUAUUGAAAAGCCGCACACGGUUGAGAAGCCUACUGAUUCGGCCCGGGCUGGCGUUUAUGAUUCCACGGACUCUGCAAAACUACGCCUUAAGGACAGAAGAGCACGCGAGAAGGAAAGAAACAAAUUCUCUACUGUUGUCUUUCCGAAACAGCAGCAACAACCGGAUAAGGAUGGCGACAUGGAUCUUGUCCGCCAACAAUCUGGCGCUUUGAUCAAGUUAAAUGAAGAGCGGGAUUAUCUCUUCACGUUAUUUCAAAACAAGGCUUAUGCUCCACCCCGUGGUACUGCCUUGACGGCUCUUCUUUCUUCUGCGCAUAAGACUUUAACCACGAAUAACUAUCUUCUUGAUUAUCAGGAACAGAUGGAUUGCCGUAUACUUCGCCGCAUCUAUGAUCUUCAGCAUGCUAACAGAUGGCCACUGCGCCAAUUGAAGCGCUCUGCGGAACCACCGAGGCAGGCAGCUCACUGGGAUGUUCUGUUAGACCAUAUGAAAUGGAUGCGGACAGAUUUCCGGGAAGAACGCAAGUGGAAGCUUGCUGCGGCAAAGAGUUGUGCAGAUUGGUGUGCAGAGUAUAUUCACAGUGACCCCGAAUCUCGGUCGAUGUUGCGUGUUCAAGCUAGAAUUCCACCAAAAGAUUCUCCGUGCAAGAAUGGACCGCAAUCUGCCACAAUGGUUUCCCCCCCAGCGGAAUUGGGCAACGACGCUAUGGAGAUUUCACACCCUACGCCAGACUUGGUGCCUUCAAGUGAGGAGGAUUCGGUCAGUGAAGGGUUUCCUGAUGAGCCACGACAUGGUUUACAGGACACAGUCGCUCCGGCUGCUAUUUUUUCCCUGGGUUCUGAUGAAUUUACAUUCUCGCUGGACAUGACCCCAACGGCGCAGAAGCUUCUGGACGAGUUACCCAUCUACACACCUGUUCAAAUUGCCCCAGAUACGAAUCUUCCAAGGUUCAAAGACCUCCCAGAUGCGUCGUGGAAGACUGAAAUUCUUCCCGUUUCUAAAUACGCUCGCGGAAAGAUAAUGUUCCGCGAGGAUGAGCCGGCAAGGAAACGUAGUCGCUAUGACUAUUCGCAAUACAGUUCCGGCUCUGAGCAUCCCGUUGUAGAACUACCUCCUGAGCAAACCAACGUCGCCCUAUUUCAACCCGAAAACAGGCAUAUCCGCGAUCGCAUUCACCCAGCUCAACCUUUCAGACCUCCUACCGAAUAUCCUAUGCCUUCCCUUGGUUUCCUGGAAUCGAGACAAUCUUCUCAAUGGACUUAUGCUGAAGACGAGGAACUUCGCAGUCUUGUUGAAGAGUAUUCCUAUAACUGGUCACUGAUAUCUAGUUGUCUUACUCCGUCGUCCCAGUUUACAUCGGGCGCAGAGAGACGAACACCAUGGGAGUGUUUCGAGCGGUGGGCAGGAAUAGAAGGGUUGCCUUCUGACAUGUCUAAGACGGCGUACUUCAGGGCCUACCAUCAGAGAAUUGAUACAGCUCAGCGUAAUGUUAUGGCGCAGCAAGCUGCAGCCCAACAGCAACAGCAGCAACAACAACAACAGGGCAGUAACGGUAACAAUCAACAACCGAUGCCUUUGAUUCGCAGGAGAGGUACUCAACCUAUUCGGGUGGAUCGAAGAAGGUCUUCCAAGCACCUAGCGCUUCUCGAUGCUAUGAGGAAAUUGGCUAAAAAACGGGAGACAAUUCUGCAAAAGCAGCAACAUGCUUCGCAGCUUGCUUCGUUAAGAAAGGUUAAUGAAGCCAAUCAACCGAAGCCUCCAAUUUCAUCUCCCGCUGAAUUCAGCCGUCUAAAGCAUGAACGUGAACUCAAACUUCAAGAGAGGCAGGAGCAAUACCGCCAACAAAUGAUUGCUCAACAGAGGGCGAGCCUCGCGGCCCGUGCUGGUCAAAUGCCUAAUCAACAGCAAAUGAUGAAUGCUCCUGGACGAGCUCCAAAUGCCAUCCCCCACAAUCCAAACGCUCCUCCUGUUUCGACCAGUACUGCAAAUGGUCUACCAAAUGGAAUAUCCAACCCAUUGGCUAACGGAAUGCCAAACGGACUCCCACAAAAUGUUGGAGUCAAUCAGGGUAGGCCUCACGUUCAGGGGAUGCAUGGAAGUGGUGGACCUGUAAACAAUCAUAUAUCUCCAAAUCCCAUGGCUAUGAAAAUGAUGCCGCAGGCUAGCAUGCAGCAGAACAAUGCCCCCCGUCCCAACAUGGCAAUGCAAGCGUCGCCGGAUAACGCUCGGGUGAUCCGAGAGGCUAAUCGCCUCCAAGAGCAACAGCGGAUCCUACAAUCUAGACAGCAGCCUUCCCAGCAUCCGCUUCAGCAGCAACAACCGCCGCAGGCACAGAACCAGCAGCAGCAACUCCCUCAACAGCCUCAGCAAGCUCAGCAACAAUUUCAUGCCCAGCCUCAGUUUGUACCUCAGGGAUCCAACUCUCCCAAUCUGAACAUGCCUACUGUGAACGGUACCCCAAACAAUCCGGCCAUGAUUGCAGCACUCCAAGCGGGAGGCGGAAUGCAGAGUCCGCCCUUCCACAACUCUGCACCUCAAGGCGUCUCUACACCUUCUCCACGUAUGGGUCAACCGAACACCCUAUCUAGUGGAGCUGUUCCAACAACGAUUAGCACGAUCCAGAGCCAGAUCCAAAGGAGCAAUCCCAACAUGCCGCUCGAACAAGUCAAACAACUAACCACGGAACGACUCCAUCAGUACCAGCAGCAACAGCAGCAACGGAUGUCUCAGGUUGCUAUGAAUGCAGCGGCGGGUAAUUUGGGCGUGCAGCCCAAUUAUCAGGUCUCACAUGAUGGGAAUUUUCAACCUCAAAGUGGCAUGAGUGGUGGUCCGAACAUGCAAGUUCCCCAGGCGCAGGGCUUUUCUCCAAUGAUGCGUGUACCCCAACCUUCCCAGCAAAACCGGAUCGGUGCUGGAGGCUCCCCUGCUAUGGGCGUAGCUGUACCGCAACAAAGCCGGAGCGCGACCCCGCAAACACAACGCAGUGGCAGCAUUCAGACUGGUACAAUCGCAGGAGCGAGUAAGAGCCCUAACACUCAUUCUCAAACUCAAUCUAUGGGUGCCUGA
Molecule: messenger RNA, 4344 nt
Organism: Aspergillus nidulans FGSC A4
Lineage: Eukaryota; Fungi; Ascomycota; Eurotiomycetes; Eurotiales; Aspergillaceae
Gene: eaf1
Product: MYB and HSA domain protein
Exons: 5
Coding region: 1-4344 (1447 amino acids)
Cellular component (GO): NuA4 histone acetyltransferase complex; nucleus
Source: RefSeq, a predicted model, not a curated record